Molecule: messenger RNA, 1758 nt
Organism: Micromonas commoda
Lineage: Eukaryota; Viridiplantae; Chlorophyta; Mamiellophyceae; Mamiellales; Mamiellaceae
Exons: 1
Biological process (GO): NLS-bearing protein import into nucleus; nuclear pore organization; protein localization to nuclear inner membrane
Cellular component (GO): nuclear pore central transport channel; nuclear pore
Molecular function (GO): structural constituent of nuclear pore
Source: RefSeq, a predicted model, not a curated record
GCGCCGGCGGCGUCCGGCGGCGCGCUCGCCCUCGGCGCGUCGACCGGGGCGUCUGGCGGGCUUUUCGGCUCGGCGGCGUCGGCGGCGACGACGGCUUCGAGCGGCCUCUUUGGCGCGGCGCCGUCCUCCUCCGGCGCCGCCGCCGCCUCGAGCGGCGGCUUCAGCUUCGGCGCCGCCGCGCCCGCGAGCUCCGCCGGCGCCGCCGCGACCGGCGCCGCGACCGCGCCGGCGUCGACAACCGCGGGUGGGCUCUUCGGCUCCGCACCCGCGUCGUCGGCGCCCGCGGGCGGUCUCUUCGGCUCAGCCGCCGCCGCGUCGUCGACACCCGCGGCGGCGUCGUCGGGAGGGUUCAGCUUCGGCGCCGCGAGCGCCCCCGCGACGGGCGCUGCGGCGGGCGACGCGACCAAGCCGGCGGGGGCGUCGACUCCGGCGUCCGUCGGCGGUUUGUUUGGCGGCGCCGGGACGGCGGCGGGGACGACUGCGGGGACGGCUGCGGGUUCCGCCCCCGCGUCCUCCUCGGCGGCGGGCGGGCUCUUCGGCUCCGCCGCCGCGACGACCACGGCCGCCGCGGGUGCCUCGGCGGGAACUUCCUUGGCGCAAGGAACUUCCUUGGCGCAAGGAACUUCCUUGGCGGGAACUUCCUUGGCGGAUUCGAAGGACGCCAACGCGGACCUCGCGGCGGACAAGCCGUCGCAGCUCACCACCAAGGUGGGACUCAGCGCCCACCUGCAGGCGCUCGCGCGCAUGCCGAGCACCCUGGUUCCCGAGCGCGAGCUGAUGGCCAUCGCCAAGGCGUACAACGCGGAUCCCAACAAUCCGGAUUUUCGAUUCCGGCACUUUUUUCACAACGUGACGGAGCCCCACCACCGCGUCAGGCCCCCCGGCGUGGACGAGCUCAAGUGGCGAAACCUGCUCGAGGACGUCGGCGGCGAGCACAACGCGGCCGGCCUGUGGCCCGUUCCCGGCGACGGGUUCAAGUGCCUCGCCGAGCGAGCCGCCGUGCAGGACGCCGAGCUCGCCAACCAGCGAGAGUACCUCAAGGCUGUGCAGGACCGAGCGAGGGAUAUCGAACGGUUCAGGGGCGCGCAGCUCGCCGAGAGGGUGCAGCGCGUCGCGAAGACGCACGCGGAGCUGUCGCACCGGCUCCUGCGCGUGAUGCGGAAGCUGGAGGGCGCCGAGGGCGAGUACCACGCGCAGCAAGGGGGCGGGGGCUCGGAGCUCGCGUCUGGGAAGGGCGGGUCCUAUCCCUACCCCAGGUCGGCGCCGGCGCAGGAGGGACUCAACGAGCACGAGCGCGAGCUCGCCGCUCGCCUGCGCAAGCUGCAGGGCGCCCUCGGUAAGAGCGCCAACUCCCUGCCGCGCAGGGUGGACGCCAUCGCCGCGGCGCAACGGGCGGAGAAGGCGGCGGACGCGGCGGAUGGAGCCAGGCGGAGACCCGCGGUUGGAUCUGCGUUUUCGGAUGAAAACGGGGGCCUCCAAGUCGCCAACAGGUCGCCCGGGGAGGCGAUCGUCGGAACCCCGAAGGACUCCCUGGGCAUUAGGGGAGACGGGAUCGACGACGGGACGCACGCGGCGCCGGUGGACGAGGCUGCGGCGCAGGCGUUUGACAAGAUCAUCGCGGAGCAGCAGGAGGCGACUAGGCACCUCGCCGAAAUUUUGCGCAACGACAUGCGAGACAUCGCGGUUCUGCAGCGAGAGCGCGGAGAGGAAGUCGCCAAGGCUGCGAAGGGGAGGAAGUUUUACCAGUCGUAUUGGUGA